UAAUCCCAUGCGCCCUUUUGUCUUCUGUAUCUCCUUUCUUUCACUCCUCAUUUCCAUGGCUGCAGAUACCACUUCCCCUUACUCUCCAACGGAUUAUUUUCUUCUUGACUGUGGCUCCUCCUCAAACACAACAACAUCUUUCGACGGCCGAACGUGGGGAGGCGAUUCAGCCUCAAAAUUCUCGUCCUCUAACGCACAAAAUGUAUCAUUCGAAUCCACAGCUGACCGGCAGCAGGCUUCGGUGGAGCAAGUGCCCUACAUGACAGCUCGUAUCUUUAACUCCCAGUUCACAUACACCUUCCCUGUUUCAGCCGGGCCUAAGUUCGUCCGUCUUUACUUCUAUCCAGCAGCUUACUCCGGCAUCCAUGAAUCUGACUUCUUCUUCAAUGUUACAUCUGGGGUUUAUACCCUCUUGAGCAACUUCAGUGCUUCUCUUACGGUUGCUGCUAUGGAACCCCAAGUAGCUUUCAUUGUUAAAGAAUUCAUCAUCCACGUGUGGGAAAAUCAGACUCUGAACAUAACUUUCUCUCCAUCCCCAAGCUUUUAUGCCUUCGUUAAUGGCAUCGAAGUCUGUUCCAUGCCAAAUAAUCUAUACAUCAGUGACAGUGAGCAGAUUCCCUUGGUGGCCACGAAUUAUUUGUUUUACAUCGACAACUACACCGCUCUAGAAACUGUUUAUCGUCUAAAUGUGGGUGGCGCUAGCUUCGGAGGAGAAAGAGACACGGGAAUGUUUCGGACGUGGCAACAGGAUUCAUCUUAUAUCUUUGGUGCAGCUAGUGGGGUAACAUUACAAGGGAAUAAUACUGACAUCCGCUAUACUCGGGCGACGCCUGCACACACUGCCCCAACCGCAGUCUACUCUUCCUCCAGGAGUAUGGGUCCCAUACCUGAUAUAAAUUUGAAUUACAACCUAACGUGGAUCUUCCCUGUCGAUUCUGGGUUUUAUUAUCUUGUUCGGCUUCAUUUCUGUGAAACAGGAGAAGAUAUUACGCGUAUAAAUGAACGGGUUUUUGAUAUAUUUCUCAAUAACCAAACGGCCCAGGAAAAAGCUGAUGUGAUUGCUUGGAGUACAGGCGUUGGAAUUCCAAUUUACCAAGACUACAUUGUGUAUAUGAUACCGGAUGGGAGCCGAGGCAAGCAGGACCUAUGGCUCGCCUUACACCCUAACAUGGAUACUAGGUCCCGGUUCGCUGAUGCCAUAUUAAAUGGUUUAGAGAUCUUCAAGUUGAAUCAAUCCUAUGGCAGCCUCGCAGGGCCCAAUCCUGAGCCGGUACCGAUACCGCUGCCACUGCUGCAAGCACAGAAUUCUAAGAGUAAAGGACUCUCAGCGUUCAUAAUCAUAGGCGCGGCGCUACUCUUCGGCAUAUUUGCUCUACUCUCUCUUGUAUACUUCUUUAUCCUGCGGAAACGGGAGAGAUUAGGGUGCUGGGGAUUGGGUAAAGCCAAGAUGAUGAGCAUGAGGCGGGGUGGUUUUUCUCUACCCAAGGAACUAUGCCGUCACUUUGCUCUCUCCGAGCUUCGAGAAGCCACUAACGAUUUCGAUGACGUUCUCGUCAUCGGACACGGCGGUUUCGGCAAUGUGUACAAAGGCUACAUCGACGGUGGAGAUACCAUCGUUGCAAUCAAACGCUUGAAAUCAAAGUCAAAGCAAGGGGCACACGAAUUUUUGACCGAAAUUGAGAUGCUGUCCAAGCUCCGGCACCGGCAUCUGGUUCCACUGAUAGGCUACUGCGAGGAGGAAGGGGAGAUGAUUCUUGUAUAUGAUUACAUGCACCAUGGGACCCUUCGUAAUCACCUCUACGGCGCUGAUAAUGAUCCUCUCCCAUGGAAGCAGAGGCUCGAGAUUUGUAUCGGCGCAGCUCGUGGGUUGGAUUAUCUUCAUGCAGGUGCGCAGCAUCCCAUCAUUCACAGGGAUAUCAAGUCCACCAACAUCUUGUUGGAUAACAAAUGGGUGGCUAAGGUUUCAGAUUUCGGAUUGUCCAAGAUGAGACCCUCCGACGACCCGGUCACCACAGUGGUUAAGGGCACGUUUGGAUAUAUGGAUCCUGAGUACUAUAAGUGGAUGAAACUCACACAGAAAUCUGACGUGUACUCGUUCGGAGUGGUGCUGUUGGAAGUGAUUUGUGGGAGGGCUGCAGUGGAUAGAAGCUUGGAGUAUGAGCAAAUGAGUUUAGCCAAUUGGGCACGGGCAUGUAUUGAAAAGGGUAGGCUUGAUGAGAUAAUUGACCCGCUUCUCAUGGGUCAACUUGCUGACGACUGCUUGGAGAAAUUCGUGGAGACUGCUUAUGACUGUCUGCUUGAUCAGGGAAUCCAACGCCCAACAAUGGAUGAUGUGGUCGCUAGGCUUGAAUUUGCUUUGCAGCUGCAAGACAAUGCAGAUGCUACCGCAGAGGCACUUACCCUUACUGUUAGUGAAUAAAACAUAGUAAAGUUUAAUAUGCACAUUGAAAUGUAGGUCACUGAAAAAAAGGUAGAAACGAAUGGAAUAAAGUACAAGAAUUCAAACAAAUAUGGCCUAAAAAUAUA
Molecule: messenger RNA, 2526 nt
Organism: Vitis riparia (riverbank grape)
Lineage: Eukaryota; Viridiplantae; Streptophyta; Magnoliopsida; Vitales; Vitaceae
Product: receptor-like protein kinase FERONIA
Exons: 2
Coding region: 8-2419 (803 amino acids)
Biological process (GO): protein phosphorylation
Molecular function (GO): protein kinase activity; ATP binding
Source: RefSeq, a predicted model, not a curated record